AGGUGUAGAACAUAAAAUACGGUGUUGAAAAGGGAGUAUACAUAAUAUGGCUGGAGAUAUCAGUUCAUAUCUCUUGUGAUCUUAUAUUAUAGCCGAUUAAGGACUAUAGGGAAUCUUGACAUCUUCGGCCCCAUCUAAGAUCUCACACCCUAACAAACGUAUCCCUUCCAUUGCUUUUGCCUGCACUCUUAUUUGCAGAAAACCCUGUCUCCCAUUCCGGGCAAAGUUAAUCAGCAUAGAAUACUCUCCCUCCCUCGCUUCCCACUAAUUUUCAUAAUUUCCAUUCACACUUAACCAUUAUGGAUGAGAUGUUCUUCCACUUUUCUUCCGGUUCCGACCCUCAAAACACGAUCCCACAAGAUGAGAUUUUGGAUUAUGUUCCCAUGGGUGGCAGCAGCAGUAGAGGCCGCCAACGAAAAUUAUUGUCAACUGAGAAGAGAGAAAAUAGUAACGCUGAUGAUAAGAAAAAGUCUAUGCACAGGGAUAUUGAGAGGCAAAGAAGGCAAGAAAUGUCCACCCUUUAUGCUUCUCUUCGAACUCUUCUCCCUCUUGAGUACAUCAAGGGAAAGCGUGCAAUAUCAGAUCAUAUGAAUGGAGCAGUGAGUUAUAUAAAGGACCUGCAGAAGAGGAUCGAUGGACUGAAUGCCAAGAGAGAUGAGUUAAAGAAGGCAUCGGAUAAUUGGAGUGGUUUUGAGCAAGGGAUGACCUCUAACGAGGCCUUCCCAAGCAGUGCUGUAGUUCGCCAAUCUUUGGAUGGGAUUGAAGUUGGUGCUACAAUUGCUGCUUGA
Gossypium arboreum is the source of this 788-nucleotide messenger RNA. Its product is annotated as transcription factor bHLH120-like. The transcript has 3 exons. The record is from RefSeq and is a predicted model, not a curated record. Gene Ontology annotation, cellular component: RNA polymerase II transcription regulator complex. NCBI's taxonomy places the organism in Eukaryota, Viridiplantae, Streptophyta, Magnoliopsida, Malvales, Malvaceae. Gene Ontology annotation, molecular function: RNA polymerase II transcription regulatory region sequence-specific DNA binding; DNA-binding transcription factor activity, RNA polymerase II-specific; protein dimerization activity. Gene Ontology annotation, biological process: regulation of transcription by RNA polymerase II. The coding region runs from base 300 to 788 and encodes 162 amino acids.